AUGCCCUCCCCAAUCGACGACUCCCUCGCGGCCCGCAUCUCCCCCGACUGCCCCCAAGACACCCGCGAUGUCCUCCACCACGCCUGGGCCCACGACCUGAGCGGCCUGAAGAAGCUCCUCGUCGACCGCUCCAAGGCCAGCGCCCAGGACCCCAAGACCGGCGAGACCCCGCUGCACGCCGCCAUCCGCGCCUGCGGCCCGGCCGAGAAACCAGACAAGAACGCUGCUGCUGCCGGCGAGGCUGAGGAGGGAAAAGAAGAAGAAGAAGACGAGGGCGAGGAUGGCUGCGUGGAGGAGGCCCGCGAGGUCGUCCAGGCGCUCUUCUUCUCCGGCGCCAUCUGGAACGACGUCGACGCCAACAACGAGACGCCCGGCUGCGUCGCCUACCGCCUCGGCCGAAAGACGCUGUACAACAUGUGCGUCGACGCUGGCGUGCGCGCAGAGAUUCUUUUUGCCCUGAUGGACGGCUACGAAGAGCUCUCCUCCGGUGAAGACGAAGAAGAAGAAGAAGAAGAAGAAGAAGAAGAAAAGAAAGAAGAAGACCAAGUCAUGAAAGACGACAAACAACCCGCAGAAGAAGAAAAAGAACAAAAAGAGAAGGAAGAAACAAACGCCGAAACCGCCAAAGAUCCAGAACCAUCGGCAUUCGUACCCCCCGACGUUGACGAAAAGCAAGUGACCAGCAAAGAAUACCUCGAGUCCGACCUCACCUACGACGCCAACAAGCUCCUCGACGCCGACCUCAACGGCGUCAUGAUGUCCUGGGAGACGGACAUCAUGCGCCGCUCCGUCGCCGCCCUCCUCCCCGACGGCCCGCCCGGCAAGCGCGUCCUCAACGUCGGCUUCGGCAUGGGCAUCAUCGACGGCAUGUUCGCCGCCCUCAAGCCCUCGCGCCACCACAUCAUCGAGGCCCACCCGGACGUCCUCGCGCACAUUGCCAGCCCCGGCAGCGCCUUUGGCGCCGCCUGGGAGGACAGCGCGCCCGAAAAGGGCGAGUACCGGGUCUGCAAGGGCCGGUGGCAGGACGUCGUCCCGCUGCUCGCCGAGCAGGGCUACCUCUACGACGCCAUCUACUUUGAUACCUUUGGCGAGGACUACUCGCAGCUGCGGACCUUCAUCAUGGAGUGGGUUCCCGCGCUGCUGGAUCAGGGGGGCAGAUUCAGCUUCUUCAACGGGCUCGGUGCGGAUCGGAGGGUGUGUUACGACGUUUACACGAGGGUGGUGGAGAUGCACUGCGCUGAUGCCGGUCUGGACGUGGAAUGGGAGGAGAGCGACGUUGACAUGGCCGAGCUGGACAAGGAUGGCCAGGGGGAGUGGGAGGGCGUUCGACGGCGGUACUGGACGCUGGACAAAUACCGACUACCUAUCUGCACCUUUAUGGGUUGA
Molecule: messenger RNA, 1386 nt
Organism: Trichoderma reesei QM6a
Lineage: Eukaryota; Fungi; Ascomycota; Sordariomycetes; Hypocreales; Hypocreaceae
Exons: 2
Coding region: 1-1386 (461 amino acids)
Biological process (GO): peptidyl-arginine methylation
Cellular component (GO): nucleus; cytoplasm
Molecular function (GO): protein arginine N5-methyltransferase activity
Source: RefSeq, a predicted model, not a curated record